AUCCGUGCUUGAUUCUUGAUGGGUUUAAAUUGUUAGCAAUAAUCCGCAUCAGACGAUUGCAUUGUCGCUGUGAACAAGCACACACUCGCACUCGCAGACACACCACGAGCACGAAAAAUUUGCAAUUGGAUCAAUGCCAAAAAAAAUCAAACAACAUUGAACCGCAUUAGACAGCAGAAAAAGUGAAAAGAACAGCUGGCAAAGAGCACGCACCUGGUGUAGAAACAGGCGGAAACCCUCCCAUUCAGUUGAUAGCAACAGCCCCAACCCUGAGUACACACAGGCCCACGGCACAAUCAAAGCGCAAUUGAAAACAGCAACAAAACCAAAGCACACAGAAGAGGGGGAAAAAAACCGGCAUAUAAAACGAGCUUACGUAAGCCACUCGCAAAGAGACUCGAACUCGUUAAUUACGCCCCCAACACGUUAAUUGCCGCCCCAAAAUGGCUCAGGAAUUAACCCUUAUCGAUGUGGACAAACCGCUGUACGAUCUGACGACCUUCGCUGGACGCUUCAAGUACUAUGCCUGGAUGACAGAUCCCCGUACAGUGAUCCAGCCCAGUGAGCGCCUGCUGGAGGCCAAGGAAAUGAUUGAAAAGUAUCGACACGGAGGCCAGUCCCUGGUGCCAGGCAAAGCGGAGGAUGUGCAUUACAACAUGAAGUUGUAUAGCUCGGCCUUCCAUCCCGAUUCCGGGGAGCUGCAGAACUUUUGCGGUCGCAUGAGUUUUCAGGUGCCCGGCGGCAUGCUAAUCACUGGCGGAAUGUUGGCCUUCUAUCGCACUGUGCCGGCUGUGGUGCUCUGGCAGUUUAUCAAUCAGUCCUUCAAUGCGGUCGUCAACUAUACAAAUCGCAAUGCCAAUUCGCCCACCAGUGUUACGCAGCUGGGCGUGGCCUAUGUGUCGGCCACAACAUCGGCCUUGAUUGCUGCCAUCGGAUGCAAGAACUACUGGUCGAGGAAGGCCACUCCAUUGUUCCAGAGAUUUGUGCCAUUCGCUGCUGUGGCAGCGGCCAAUUGUGUCAACAUUCCGCUGAUGCGACAGAACGAGAUACUCAACGGUGUGGAGGUGAAGAACACUGACGGUGAGAUUGUGGGCCAGAGUCGUCUGGCUGCCAUCAAGGGUAUUAGCGAGGUGGUCAUAUCGCGGAUUGCCAUGGCAGCACCGGGCAUGCUCGUACUGCCACUGAUCAUGGAACGUUUGGAGAAACUGCCCGCAUACAGGCGCAUCAAGUGGAUAAAUGCUCCAUUCCAGACCCUGAUGGUUGGAUGCUUCCUCUGCUUCAUGGUGCCCUCAGCCUGUGCUUUCUUCCCGCAGCAAUGCUCGUUGGACACCUCUACCAUGCGCACCUUUGAGCCGGAACUCUAUGAGGAUAUGAAGAAGAGAACCGACGGAAAUGUGCCCAAGCGUGUCUACUUCAACAAGGGUCUGUAAGAACACAAGACAUGAUCAUUGGUGUUCAAAAAAGGAAAGACAAUAAUUUAGUCAAUUGUCAUCGUCGUUGUUGUUUUCUGUGUAGCAUUUAUUUUUUCAGAUCGCGCAAUAUUUAUAGAUUGCCAAGUGUUUGUUCCUUGUGUCUCGUCUCAAUAGCUGGAAAACUAGAUAGUAUUUAAGCUGAAAAGUAUCUCAACCUAAUGGAAAAUGUAUCUAUCACUCAAUUUGUACUUAAAGGGUAUUACUUUUUGUGUGUGCGUGUAUUUCUUGUAGGAACUGUAUUUGGAAAACUGUGUUGCUGACUAGCUUUUAGAUUUGUUAAAUUUUAAGCUUCAUCAAUUGGAUAUUAACCACUGCUCUGAUCAAAUUAAUUCGAAUAAUAUAAAUUUGUGAAUUUAUUUCUUUAGAAAACUUGAAUCUUGUAGCUAAGAAAACUUUCAAAUUAGGAAUAUUUUAUUAACCUUUAAUUGGCAUACAACUUCUUUGGUAUCUCUGGUUUUUUUAGUACCCUACACAGUACAGUGUUAACUCCAUUUAACAGCCACAAAUUCAAUUUAUGUUUUAAUGUUUUAGAACUAAUUUACUCACGUGUUCUGUUCCAUUAAGCAAAAAAGUGUUGAAUUAAAUGUUUACUAAUGCAAAUAAAAACUCAACUACUAAUCAAACACGAGUGACAUUUGUACGGGUUUUAAAAACGGGUUUAUUAAUUAUGUAUCCUGUAAAUAUGUAUAUUUUUAUAUAUUUCGAUAAUAUAUAACUUUGCGCGAUUUCAUUUAUAUUUUGAAUCUAUCGGUUUUAGUUUUUAUUUUCGGGUUUGUUUUUUUUAUCGUGUUGUAAAGUUUACAAAAAUGUGCAAAACACAACUAAUGUUUGUAUGUAUCUAUAGAAUAUUUAGAAAUAUCUAUCCUUUUUUGGGGGGAGGACUCUUCUCUCUCUCUCUUGAUCUCUUUCUCUUAUUGUUCGGCUGUGUAUCGUUUAGGUUUUCCGGCAUUUCUUAUAGUAUUUCUUGGACAUUCUCAAGGUACAAUUUUUCGUUUUGUUUGUCGUUAAUUAUUAUAUCUAGUUUUGUUUUUCUUUUGUUGGCACUCUCUUGCUUAAAAAUUCUUAUUAUUUUCGGUGCUAAAUAUUGAUGGAAAAACUUCAACACUCAGAGAUGUUCAAUAUGUGUAAAAUUCUUUUAUCUUAACAACAACAACAAAAACACCAA
Molecule: messenger RNA, 2637 nt
Organism: Drosophila guanche
Lineage: Eukaryota; Metazoa; Arthropoda; Insecta; Diptera; Drosophilidae
Gene: Sfxn2
Product: sideroflexin-2
Exons: 4
Coding region: 444-1430 (328 amino acids)
Biological process (GO): serine import into mitochondrion; monoatomic ion transport
Cellular component (GO): mitochondrial inner membrane
Molecular function (GO): monoatomic ion transmembrane transporter activity
Source: RefSeq, a predicted model, not a curated record